Molecule: messenger RNA, 2240 nt
Organism: Cynocephalus volans (Philippine flying lemur)
Lineage: Eukaryota; Metazoa; Chordata; Mammalia; Dermoptera; Cynocephalidae
Gene: PMM2
Product: phosphomannomutase 2
Exons: 7
Coding region: 56-862 (268 amino acids)
Biological process (GO): mannose metabolic process; GDP-mannose biosynthetic process; protein N-linked glycosylation
Cellular component (GO): cytosol
Molecular function (GO): phosphomannomutase activity
Source: RefSeq, a predicted model, not a curated record
GGGCGGAGUUCCUGGUGCCAACGAGUCUUGUUAGCUGCGGGCAAACACCAGGGACAUGGCGGCGCCCGGCCCUGCGCUCUGCCUCUUCGACGUGGAUGGGACCCUGACGGCCCCGCGGCAGAAAAUUACCAAAGAAAUGGAUGGCUUUCUACAAAAGUUGAGGCAGAAGAUCAAAAUCGGAGUGGUAGGCGGGUCGGACUUUGAGAAAGUGCAGGAGCAACUGGGAAACGAUGUGGUUGAAAAAUACGAUUACGUGUUUCCAGAAAAUGGCUUGGUAGCAUACAAAGAUGGGAAAUUCUUGUGUAAGCAGAAUAUUCAAGGUCACCUGGGUGAGGCCCUAAUCCAAGAUUUAAUCAACUACUGUCUGAGCUACAUUUCGAAAAUCAAACUCCCAAAGAAGAGGGGUACUUUCAUUGAAUUCCGAAAUGGGAUGUUAAACGUGUCCCCUAUUGGAAGAAGCUGCAGCCAAGAAGAACGCAUUGAGUUCUACGAACUUGAUAAAGAGGCCAAAUCAGCAUUGAUGUCUUUCCUGAUGGAUGGGACAAAAGGUAUUGCCUGCGACAUGUGGAAAAUGACGGUUAUAAGACUAUUUAUUUCUUUGGAGACAAAACCAUGCCAGGUGGCAACGACCAUGAGAUCUUCACAGACCCGAGAACUGUGGGCUACACCGUGGUGGCACCCGAGGACACACGCAGGAUCUGUGAAGAGCUCUUCUCCUGACAUGACAAGGGAGGGGUCCUGGCCAUCGAGCCCGAGCCGAGCUCCCUCCCUCCCUCUGUCCCUCCCUCCCAUGCCACUCGCCACCAGCGCCCAGGCCGGCUCUUCCCACUGUGCCAAUCAAGGCCCUUCUGGACCUCUGUAGCCUCGCUCAGCAGGGAACUGGCCCUCCACUCCAACACGGUACCUCCAUCUCCACUGCCAGCAGCAGCCAGAAGGGAGAAGAAAGGACUUGUCAAGAAUGGCUUGAAGGAAUACCUCCAACAAAAGGUUUUAUACCCCACCCCAUGCCCAGGCUGAGACCAACCCAGUGUGUGCAGUCACAUGGUUUGGGGACUUGCCCAUCAGUCUAGAGUGAUGCAGAAAGAUCACAUGUGCCUGGACCCUCCCUCUUCACAGGUCUUGUGAAAGAGUUACAGGGAUUAAUGCUGGGACCCGGCGUAAAAAAUUAAAAAGGGGGAUUUGGUGAUGAGACCUCCUCACUGACCCAGGACAGAAGUUUAAGAACACUUCCUGAAAUGAGGCUCCCUCCCAAGCAAUGGAGGCUUUGCUGUGAGCCUGCAACUGGAGGCCUGGAGGGGAUCUUUGUUUUCCAAGCCCACUUCUGGGACAGGCGGCUGGCCAAGGGACAGCAGACCCUAAGGAGUUUGCACCUCAGCUGGCCCUUCUUGGGUCAGCUGUGAGUUCACUACGUUUUGAAUGGCCUGGCUGCUUUCUGGAAAUAUUGAGAUGGGAGGAAGUAAGAGCCAACAACCCUAGUAGAGAAUUGGCCCUGGAAAAGCAGUCCUUCCCCAGCAUCCCAGCUCUGAUCCCAGGGACAGGGAAACUAACUUCGCCCAAAGGACCUUCUCCUUGUUGGCCCUGGGUGGGCUCCCAGGGGCGUUUUACACCACUAGUUUCUCAGGGAUCAGGUGGGAGCCAGGGUAGGGACAGGAACAGGAGCUGCACUUUACGGUUAGCCUGUCCACCAGGCCCUCAUCCAGACUUUGACUUGAGGGGGUGGGAGCAGCCGCAGUUGGGCCCAUGUCCCUCACUCCUCCCUCCCACAAUCCGCAUGAAAUUGGAAGGAAGCUCACAGGACUCCUCCAGAACAUGGUGGAAAAGAGCUUUCUAAGAAAACAGUUCACAUGUCAUUUUUCAGUGUGUGGAAAUGCUGGGACCCAUCAACCUUCUGCUGGUGCUGCUAACCUGAACCUGGGGCCAGGUGUUCUCUCACCACCCACCUCCCAGCACAGCCAGGGCUCAUCACUGAUGAGCCUGGUUCUCUCCAAACCUCCCGGCCACUUGGGCUUGUGUCAGCUGCAGAUCAGGUUACGUGACAGCAGGAAGAAAGGCCGGGCCUGUGGACCCUGCCCCUUACCCACCCACUUUCCCGCACAUGAGAGAUUGGCGUUCCUGGGACACGAGUGAGUCCCAGGACACAGCCAGCCAGCGGCAUCUCUCCUUGUUGAAUUUUGCAAAUGAUACUGUAAUGACCUUUCCAAAUGAAAAGUUGCACAUUAAAGUGAUUUUAUUCUUUCUUA